This is a messenger RNA of Phytophthora sojae, 510 nucleotides long. RefSeq lists its product as hypothetical. Lineage: Eukaryota; Oomycota; Peronosporomycetes; Peronosporales; Peronosporaceae. The transcript has a single exon. The record is from RefSeq and is a predicted model, not a curated record. Bases 1 to 510 code for a protein of 169 amino acids.
AUGAUCGUGUUGGAGGCUCGUGGAGAGCACACCGAAGUCGUCGGCAGGCUGCUACACAAGUGGUUGGAAGCGUAUCACGCGUUGUGGUGCGUCUUCUUGCCUGACGUAUUGGAGCUCAGCUGCAAGCCGACAGCCAAGUACUGGAAAGGAUCCAAGGCCGAGUGCAGACGGACGGUCGACCGUGCGAGCUCUGUGUGUCGAGGGUUCUGGGCGUUCGUGUCGUUGCUGGCUUAUGCCCUCUUCUACACGGUCGUGUUCGUGUACGACUUCGUGGAGCGAGUGUGCCAAGGAACGGUGGGCGUCGCAGUGCUCCUGCUGACGCUGAACUACAUAUUGGCUGAUGGAGGUCUGGUCGUCGGCGACGGACUCGUGCCCGACGAGACGGUAAUGCGGUGGAGUAGCUAUGUGGUGGCGACCUGCGUGGCCAGCCACUUGCUGAAAUGGUAUGAGGCGACUUCGGGUGGGCGUUCGCCCUUGAAGAUGGCCGAGGACCGCUACUCGCAAUGGUAG